AUGUCUGCACCCGACUCAACCCCCGUCGUCUACGCCCUGGGCUCCAACGGAUCCGGCCAGCUGGGCAUCGGCCACGACCAAGACGUCUCCAUACCGCGCCAGGUCGUCUUCAGCCCGGGUUCCGAACCCACCACGCCCAUCGUCCGGGUCGCGGCCGGCGGCAACCACACCCUGCUGCUCACCUCGGACGGGCAGCUCUUCUGGGCCGGCGACUCCUCCACCGGCGCCUGCGGGCCUGCACCCACGGGGCAGGGUGCGCAGCAGCAGCAGCACGUUGCGCACGGCGUCGACCUGCCCCGGGGCGCGGACGGGACGGCUGCCGCCGCGCCCGUGAGGCUCAUCGCCGCGACCUGGGAGGCCUCGGUCAUCGUGCAGGCGGACGAGCAGGGCAGGAACACGGCGGUCUCGGCCUUCGGCGUCGGCAUGAAGGGCGAGCUGGGCCAGGGCCAGUUCAUCGUGCGCACGCCGUCUAUUUCACGCAUCAAGGACUUCCCGCCCCAGGGCGCCGAGGUCGUCGACCUGGCGGCCUGCAUGGGCCACGCCGUGGCCGUGCUCAGCAACGGCGACGCCUACGGGUGGGGAAACGGCCGCAAGGGCCAGCUGGGCACUGCUGUGGACGGUGUCGCGGACGAGCCGCGCAGGGUUGAGGGCGUCGACUUCAAAAUCUCGCGGGCGGUCUGCGGUCGGGAGUUUACGUGCCUUUUUGGUCCUUCCGAGAGCGGCGAGAUGCUUGUGCUGGGCGCGGACAAGGCUGGUGUCAAAUCUGCGGCGCCCGCCACAGCUCUGGGCUGGAAAGACGUUGGUGCCAGCUGGGGCGGUAUCUACGUCCUCAAACAAGAUGGCGAGCUGGUGAGCUGGGGACGAAAUGACCACGGUCAAUUAGCGCCGCCACAAUUGCCACGACUGGAUCGCAUCGGCAUCGGCAGUGAGCACGCGGUUGUCAUCACGGAGGACGGCGACGUGCUGGCAUGGGGCUGGGGCGAGCACGGAAACUGCGGCCCCAAGACGGAGAAUGGCGAUGUCAAGGGACGGUGGAACACAAUUGCUUCCAAAAAGUACAUUCCAACUGGUUCUGAAAUCGUGGGUAUCGGUGCGGGGUGCGCAACAAGCUGGAUAAGCAUCGAGAUUCCAAGCCAACCCUGA
Diaporthe citri is the source of this 1143-nucleotide messenger RNA. RefSeq lists its product as uncharacterized. Bases 1 to 1143 code for a protein of 380 amino acids. The record is from RefSeq and is a predicted model, not a curated record. Lineage: Eukaryota; Fungi; Ascomycota; Sordariomycetes; Diaporthales; Diaporthaceae. The transcript has a single exon.